AUGUUUUUGAAACAGAUUAUAAUUCUACUAUAGGAGUAGAAUUUAUAAGCAAAAAGGUUGAAUAUAAUAGUAAAGAAGAGCUAACAUUUUAAAUAUGGGACACAUCAGGAUAGGAGUCGUUUAAAUCAGUAAUAAAAGGAUUAUAUAAUAAUUCAAGUGCUAUUAUAAUAGUAUUCGAUAUUACAAAUUAAAUUACAUUUAAUAAAUUAAAUGAUUGGUUAAAUCAUAUAAAAGAUUAUAAUUUAAUAGAAGAAUAAAUAAUAAUAAUAGUUGGAAACAAAAGUGAUUUAUCAGAAUAAAUUUUAAGAAAGUCAUGUUUAAUAAUUUUUAAUUUAAUAAAAUCUUAAUUAUAAAUAUUUUGAAGUUUCGGCAAAAACAGGGUAUAAUAUUGAGAAUGUAUAUAUAAAAAUAAUGAUAUAUUUAAUUGUUUUAUAAAAACAGCUAUUUAACUAUAUAAAAGAUUAAUUAAAAGAAAAAUAUUUAAAUAAUAAAAAUAUAAAUAUUUAAUCAGUAAUUUAGUCUAAAGAUUAUGUACUUGAAUCAAAAAAUAUAAAUUGUAAUGAAUUUAAAUAAGAUUAGGAAGAUUAAAAAGAUUAGUAGUUAGAAUAACCUUUAAUAUAUGAAUAGGAAAAUAAUAAAUAAAAAACGAAAUGUAAAUGUACAUUAAUUUGA
Molecule: messenger RNA, 672 nt
Organism: Ichthyophthirius multifiliis
Lineage: Eukaryota; Ciliophora; Oligohymenophorea; Hymenostomatida
Exons: 4
Source: RefSeq, a predicted model, not a curated record